Schistosoma intercalatum is the source of this 6173-nucleotide messenger RNA. Lineage: Eukaryota; Metazoa; Platyhelminthes; Trematoda; Strigeidida; Schistosomatidae. The record is from the annotation of a GenBank genome assembly.
AAAGCGCGUGUGUUGAUCUUCGCGUUAUGUUUCCAAUACUUGUAACAUGACGACAAUAGAGUCCAGAAUUCCUCGUCGGCGUGCAAAUUCUGAAGAACCCAGGACAAAUUAUUUCGUGCGAAAACUUUCCAAAUUGGUUUUAAAUGAAAGCAACCUUCAAAAUACCUCUCAUCUCAAGGAUUUUAAUAUGAACCACAAAUUGUCUACACAACAGCCGAAGUUUACUAAUCCUUUUGCUCGUCUGGAUUUUCGGAAAAAAAGGAAGAAGACUACUAAAGUCAAAGUACCACCAUUGGAUUUUCCCCAGUCGUAUACUGAGUUGAUUUUGGAACUUGCCUACACAUCAAACUUAACACGUCAAGUUAUUCGACCCUUUAAUCGUUGUCAUUUAAUAAGUCAAUUAACUGAAUGUGCACGCUUGAUUCGUGGACGUAUCGCUUCUGGUGCUGCAUGUAUCCAGCUUCCGUUACUGGCCGAUUCCAAAAAGGACGAACAACGUAUGAGUGACAAUCGAAUGAUUAUGGUGAAGAUUAAUCAGUUCAAUGAAGCACAUGCGUUAUUUACUGAUUGGAUUAAUAAACUUUCAUCAGCUCCAUUUGUAACUAACACGUUUGGUCCAACAGUUGUUCAACCUUCUGACGAAAAUAGUCCUACAAAUCAACAGAUUCUACUAUCAAAAUCAAAUUAUUCUAUACAGGAUGCUAAUUUACUACAAGAUUUACAAUGUGAUGGUGAAUUAUUAUUCUGUCAACUUCAAUCAUGUGCUUUGGCUGUGUUUGAAUUACUCAAAAAUGUUGGCUACACCACGUUUGUUGAACCGUCAUGUAUGGAAGCUUCGCUGUAUAAAAGUUGCUAUGCACAAAAUGAAUCAACCCCUACUCAUUUAAACAAAAAUGGUCAUGAAAUUAAAAACAGUGGUACCGAAAUUCUUAGUCAUUCUAAUUCGUAUAACAAUACAUCAAUAAAAAGUUCAAGUGUGUUCACUGAUGAAGAUCGUGAGCUUCUAGCUAAACUUUGGCGUUAUUUAGACCCUAACAGUAGUUUAUCAGGCACCAGUUCACCACCACCAAAACCUCCUCUACCUAAUUUAUGUCCUCUCAAUAUUCCAUUCUCUGAUCGUCGUACGGAUUUAGUCAGCUCUAGUAAUCAAUCUUCUCAACUUAGUAUGAACCCAUUUGAUGAUCCAAACUUGUUAGCAUAUUUAUGUACAAUUGCUUCUACUGCUCAACAAAAGUACCCUUCAAAUUCAAGUCCAAUUAAGAAAAGUUCAGAUUGUCAAAAAGAAUUUACAUUGCCAACCACCAGAUUGGAUUUAAAUGCAACUGACCACUUGUGUUUUCCAUUAGUCGAUGAGUCGGAUACUAGUGAUCUAGAGUCGAAUUUCAAUUAUCUUAAUAAUUCGAUUAAAUUAGAUAAUUCUUGUACAAUACAAACACCUAGUUGUAAACCUAACAGCGCAUUGUUUUCAAUUAAAGAUGCCUCACAUUCUGUUAUCGAACAACCUAAACUGCCUACUAGACAAAAGGAAAAAUUUGAUCACUUUGAUGAAACAUCGCUAUAUUCAACAACUUGUAACGGGAAGUUUUCACAUGUUCAUUCCAGUCGAAAAUUACCAUUUCAAUUGAAAGAAUGUAAAUACUGGUCAAAAUCAAUGUCAUCUGCAGAUUCGAACAAUCCACUUAGUGAUAGUUUAAUGCAGGAGGAAGUAGCAAAAAUGGUGAUGCAUUUACAAGACAAUGAUUCGUGUACUUCACAUCAGCUGGAAAAUCCUCUAAUUACAUGCACAUCAAGUGCGAGUAACUCCAUUGCUACUAGUUCGUCUGAUACGACUGUUACUACUACUAGCACUACACUUACUACUGUCAUUCCAAAUGAACAAAACACUUCAACUUUAAAUAGUGAUGCCAACUGUGAAUCAAUGACAUCCAUUACUGAGGAUAUUGACGAUCGUUCACCUAAUUGUCAUUCUGAAGUAAAAUCCGAUACAGAAGAUGUUUAUGAAUUCAUUGAAGCAAAUGGUAAAAAGUAUCGACGUCAUUUUCAACGACGUGUUGUCAUUGAACGGCAUAAAGUUAGAGAAAUUAUAUUAGCACCAUCACUUCCAGAUGGUAUGGGACCAGAUCUUAAUCGAGUUACACUCAGCCGAUCUGAUCAGAUAGAUGGUAAAUCCGUCAACAACAAUAGUAAUAAUGAAGUUAUUCCACCAAUUGAUAAAUUAUCAUUAAAUAACUCUUGUAACUCUUCUUUAAAUCAUAUCAAUGCAUCGAACUCUCCUGAAUUUAAACCUCGAUUCGGAAAAUGGAAUAUUUCCUGUAAUAAUGCUGCUAAUGAACGCAACGAUUGUAUGGAUCAUGACGAUUUAGAAGAAUCCCAGUUCACCACAGCUGACGCUGGACCACCUAAACCAUCUUUACCGAAUGAGAAACCAUUGAUUAGUUAUAUGUUUCGAUUCGGAUCAUCUGAUUGUGACAAUCCAGAUGAUGAACGACGUUUAUCUGAUCGAUUAAUUGAUUUUUUCCGUGAUCAAUGGUUAAAAGAAGAGUCUGCAGCAGGACCACAUGAACGUAAAAAAGUUAUUUCUUAUACACAAAGUUAUACACAACCUACAACCAAUGGUGAUUUUAUUCAUAAAUCAACGUGGAUUCAACAUACAUGCACAGUUCGAAUGGUUGGAGGUCUUCAAGGAUUAAAAGCUCAGGCUAGUCGUAAUGCUGAAAUGAAAUUACCUGAAAUAUUAUCAGAUGAUGAAUUUUCAGAUAAAAUAUCUUGUAAUUCACUUACUUCAUCAUCCAACGAAAUAACAUCAUCUUUAACUGAAGAAACAGAUGUAUCACAACAAUUAAAAGAGGAUUCAUCAAAGUUUAACCCUCACCAACCACAAAUCGUUAUUACCAGUGACGAAACAGAUGAUGAAGAAAUACGUGAUAACCAUAUCUCUACAGUAACUCAAGAAAGAGAAAUUUACACAACUCUACCUAUCGUGGAACCUACUAAUAUACUACCUAUCCUAAGUCUUUUAAAAGCAAACGAUUAUUUAGUAUGGGGUGAUCGAAAUUCUCUAAAUGAUAUUUCUGUACAUGCUGGAUGUAUUGAUGCUUUAAUAGUAUAUAUAACAUCAUAUGGCCGUAUGUCACCAUCAUAUUAUUUAUUUUUCGAAACAUUUCUUUUUAUGUAUCGUUCAUUUAUGACAUCUGAUGAAUUAGUGAAUCGUUUGAUAACGCGUUAUCAUUACUUUAGCCAUCCUCCACGUUAUUUAUCGCAUUUGACAAAUUUAUCUCAUGAGACCAGAUCUAAAGUGUGUACGUCUACUGUGUCAAUUUUAGUGACUGUGGUUACACGAUUAAGACAUGAUUUAAAUGAUAAAUUGCUAGAAAUUCUUCAAAAUUUCGAAGAAACUCUUUCACAAGACGAAUAUAAAUCACUCAGUCGAAUUUUACACAUUACAAUUUUUCGUCAGUCACAGGAAAACUUACAAAUUCAUUCUAACUCAAUAAACACUGAGUUAAUCAAUAAUAAUAUGCGUAAAUCUGAUUCAUUUCUAUCAAAUAGUGGUCGAACCUCAUCACUAGGCGAUGUAUCAUCCGAUCAAUCCAUGUUAAAUAGAAUUAAUGAAACAGAUCAAUGCGCUGAAUAUAAUGAAAAUGUGGGAUUUAUUACAUUACCAAAGACUAAAUCUAGACGAUCACAUGCUUUGGAAAAUGUUGAUCGUUAUUCAGUGAUUGAAUCGACAGAAAAUGAUUAUGUCAAUCCUUCUUCUGCGAUAAAUUCACUUCCAACUAAAAGAAUCUUGUUGAGUACAUCAAAAAGUAGUCUUGGCCUAUUGAAUUUCCCUGCAAAAUCUUUAGCUGAACAACUUACAUAUUUAGAAUGUUUAAAUUAUUAUAAAAUUAAUGUUUUUGAACUGCUUGACAUUUCAAAACUAGAGCAAGGUAAAGCACCUGGUGUAGCCGCUUGUGCACAUCAUUUUACAAUGCUUUCUAACUGGGCCACUUAUCAAAUUUUAUCCUUAACAAGUGCAUCUGAUCGUGAUAAGGUUGCAAAUCGUUUAUUGGAUGUUAUGGAACACUUGUACAAACUCCAAAAUUUUAGUUCCUACCUGUCUUUACUUUGUGCAUUUCUCCUAGUACCAGAAGCUUUGUUUUCUCGAAAAACACUCAGUGUAAGUCAGCUUGUUGAUAAAUUUCUUCUUUAUAUGUUACAUGUUCAAUAUUAUUUUUAUAGUUUAUAAGAAUUUGUAUGAAGAUUUAUCCGAACACUUUUAAUAAAGUUAGGUGUUGAUUCAAUGAGCGACAUUCGUGUUGUGGAUGCGGAGGAAUAAACCAAUAAUUAUGAUGUUAAGUCCAAUGGUGUCCUUGGACUUUAAAUGGACAUUUCCUAUUGGUCGAUAUCUGUUCACUUGUUGAAUAUUGUGCAAAAUGUUGUUUUCUAUUUUUAUGGUACGAUGUGGUAUUCUUGAUUGGUAUAUAAACAAAGUAUGUUUGAAAUAUAAUGAUUCAUAACUCAGAGGCUGUGACUUGUGUUCUUGGCUCAACUGGCUGGGACAGACAGCGAAGUAGGGCCAAUCAGGGCACUAGGUCGUCCGUACGUGUUUUCCGUGUCACUGUAAUCGAUCGAUCAAUAAACCGCUGCUUAUCAAAACCUGCAGUCACACCCGUUACAACAAUUCGAUGCAUAGAGAGUUCGUUAUUACCUCGAAGAACCUCGAUUUAGACUCGUUGAUAAAACAUUGGAACCGUUUAUUUUCAACGAUGAAAUUUUCUCAAAUAUAGUAUUAUAUCUGUUCAUCAUUAGGAUUUUAUCUCUCUCUUAUUGUGUUCCAUAUAUUCACUCAACCGAUAUUUUCAGUAAUCGCUAAACUUUAAAUUCAAGUGAUAUAUAAUUCUUGAAAUAUAUUUCCAUUGUUUACUGUCUAUUACGUGAUUUGGCUGAAAAGAAAUUGAUCAUGAUGAGGUAUAAAUUAUGUUUGACAAUUUUAUUAAAGGAAAGCAUCAUAACAGUGUUACUGAAUUUUACAUUGAACUAAUUUCCUUGUCUAUUAUGAAAGAUACCAUUUCAAUUAAUGCAAUUCUUUAUGUCAUAGUCAGUCAGUAAGCUACAACGUAGGACCAGGCACAUAUAUGCAUCGAUCCAAGUUGCCAUACCUCAUUAACGCAACACCGAAUUCAUAGAAGUAGUUACUUUGAUGGUAGUAAUAUAUAAAAGAAAGAUUGUGUAUAGGGAUAUAGUACAGAAAGAAAGAAUUAGUUGGUAGAAAGAAAGAUAUAAAGCAAUUUUAAUCUCACAGUUUAAGGGAAAACCGUGUUUAUACACCUACGCCAUUGUGAUCAAUUCUGAGCCAUGUCACCCAGAGUCUCCAACCAUUGGUUACAAUGGUCGUACGAACCUCAACCAAGUAGUCUGCAUCUACCAACAUGGCUCAGAUCAGAAAUUUGUGACUUUAUGAACCGAUGCCAAGUUUUGGUUUGGCCGCCCUUAAAAAUCUCCCAACCGUCUCCAACACUAGUCUGCAUUGCACACCGUGGUUAUUUUAUUUUAUUUAAACACAUAAACAUAGGUACAAGAAGGCACCGAGUAGAUGUGCGCCACAUAAAUCAUUCAAUUUGUGUGAGGGCUAGGAUACUGCCCGGGUGCCCAAACUGAGCAGGUGGUUUUCUUAGGGGGGCCACACCCCGAACCUUCGACCUAGAGGUCUAAUCCACAAGGCAGUGGAGCAACGUAAGGAGAUGCAGUCCUGUGUUAUCCAGUUACCAACAAUUGGUUCGUAAAACUUUCGUUCCCUCGGAAUCCUGGGGCCCAUGUGCACCGGUGGUUUGGAACCAAGGUUUUCCAACCCCCCUAAAUGUGCCCUCCUUGUCCACCAACCCGGUUAAAGCGCCAGACAUUCGCCUUCCAUCCUCUCCAUUUUGAAAACAACGCCCCAGCCACGAGAAGGCAGUGAGUAGGACUUCCCUGACAAUGGUUGUAUGCACGUGGCCAUGUGAGGGCGUUUCGAGAGGGAGAGUUGACUCUCCCCACUCUUGGCUCGUAUCAGGGCAUUUGGAGGUCACCCCGUUGUAAUCGGUGGCUUUGUAUUAUAAUUCCUUCUCUAUCAAAGAAAUUACACAAAUUUCUUCACAUUGCUCCUCUCAAUAGCUAAUACUUUUUUAUGAUUACCCACCUUUGUACAAAAUGCA